GGUGCCCGGCCCGCCAGAGGAAAAAUAGAAAAUGGCGAGCCCGUGUAAAAAGCAGCAAUGCACAAUCGACAGGCGCGGCUUUCGGCAGGAACUUGAYUCGUGGCGACACAAACUCAUUCACUGUGUAGGGUUUGAGAGCAUUCUUGAAGGUCUGAUCAGUCCAAGGUUGAUAGAAAGCCUAAAAGUAUUUAAGGACUCAAAGCCUGUUUCUGAUUGGUCAUUUGAUGAAAACUGCUUAUUUUGCUGUUUGCGAAGAGACAAAGUCAAAGAUCACUUGAUUGGCUUAAACAAAGGGCUUGAUGAGAAACGUCUCCUGGUUAAAGAUCAGCUCACAAUCAUCAGACUAGAGAAGCAAGCAGAGGAGUUUCUCAGUGCAGUUCUCUGCAGAAAAGAUGUGCCAAAUUUCUCAGAUCCACACAUUCCAGUAGUGGCUCGAGAGAUUCUCCAGAGAAUGAUCAGUCAGUUCGCUGCCGAAUAUACCUCAAAAACCAGCUCUCCUCAGGACAGUCGUUCAGACUCCCCGCCUCACUCUGACCAAAGCCUGCCAGCCCCUCGCUCCCUGUCAGGGCCUCCUCCCAUGAUUCCUGCUGCCGCUCUGGCUGGGCCUGCACACAACCAGAACCCGGUGCUGUGCAAGCUCCUCAUGGCUGAUCAGGAUGCUCCCCUUGACCUCACCAUCAAAAAGCCCCCGGCAGAACCCACCGAACAAGAUGGAGUUCUUGAUUUGUCUAUCAAAAAGAGCCGCCAUAGCAACAGCAGCUUACCUGGUCACAGUCUCUGCUUUUCUCCAGCCACAUCCACACCAAAAGGUGGGUCUCCAGAUCAUCGUGUGGCCAAAGUGAAAGACCUGCAGUCUACAGUCACACUGGAACAGCUCAUGGCCAAACUUUGUCCCCAUCAUCAGCGACAGAUAGUAGAUGCCAUUGGCUUUCUUCAGAUGGAAGUGAAAGCACAUGCAUCUUGUAAUACACAGAAAGCCUCAAACUCUACCACUGGGAACCAAGGAACAGUUGGUUCCAGUGAGAACUCCAGUAGAGACGUCCCAGAGAAAUCACUUCCAGAGCUAAAACAUCCUAGUGAAUCUACCCCUAAGGCAGAAGCCAAGGAAUUACCUUAUUCUAUCCCAAGCAGCUGUACACUGAAGAAGAUUCCAGAGAAUGCCGUGUCCUUGAAAACAUCUGUAAAUGACGAUUCUGCUUUGAAUAGUUUCAAUCUUGGAGCAGGAAAUAACCAACAUCUAACCACUCCUCCUGCUAAUCCGGUGGAUGGAGAGAACGAUAGUUCCAGUGAUCAUGCCCCUCUUAAGAUGAAAAUUAUGACCAGUAACGUUGCUGCUGGUAAAAAGUUGUCCUGUGUUCUCAAUACCGCAUUUGCUUCUCACUCUGAGACUUUUGAGAACAAACAGGCUGGCACAAAUUCAUCCAAUAGAGAGACUCACAGUGCAAGACUUAGUACUUCUGUGAAAAGACACAAUCAGACUAGCCUCACACAUGAAGCUAGGCAGAGGGAGGCUCUCGGGCACCCCAAAAAUACACCAGCAAAAGUGUUUCCAGUUCACUUGACCAUUUGUUCAGAUUCUGCUCGAACUGCCAGGAAGGGCAGGAGGAUGUCUAGUGAACAUGGGAUCAGGGAUUCUGUGUGUAGGGAAAUGGUAGACCCUGAUCUUGGCAAUUGUGACAUUGUUUUUAUAGACAAGCCAAUUACAGAAUGUUUUAAGAAACAACGACGCAAUGUGCACCCUCGCCGCAAUGCCAGGAAAAGCACCAGGGGGCACUUGUAUUCAGAUGAAAUCUGGGAGUUAAAAACUGUUCGCACGUUGGCUGGAAGAGGCAACUGUCUUAAUCCAAUGCCAGAGCUGAUCACACUGGUCACCCCAAAACAAAUACUUGCAAGACCUGAAGGUGUACCUCCUGUUGAUAUGCCUUUUGCUGGAGCAUGCACAGAAACAGUGACUCAACAAAUGCCCACAGAAAAAUCAGAUGAGAGUUUAAUUCUAGGAGCAGGAGAUGUUGUGGAAGUAGCAGCUAGUAAAGUAGACAUGGUAGUUGAAAUGAGUCAGACAGACCAGUGUCAGAACAAAGGACAGUCCAGUCCAGCAACUCCAGUAGCGCUUCCAGCUGAGAAUCAGGAAAAUCUUGCAGAUGCCUUUGCGGAACAGGAAAAAACAGCAGGAUUAGAAACAAUGGUACAAAGUGAAGAAAUUGUUGCUCUGUCUCCACAUAAUGAAGCAACAAAAGAGAAUGAACUAGAGCCACAAAAGGUCAUAGAUCACAGUACAGAGCAAAUAAAUUCAGAAAAAGAAGUGAAACCAGUUGAAAGUGAUACCAUAGAAGGAGCUGAGCCUCAGCUUUUAUCUGACAAGUUGCCCAACAGUGAACCUGAUCCUCUGCAGAAUAAUACAUCCCUUUCUCCGGUGCAUCAAGUUGAGGAGGUGAUGGAAGAAGUUAAAGAUGAAAAUAUUCUAAAUGUGCAACAUCAGGAACUUCCGUCUGAGACACAAAUACAGCAUGAUAGCGUUGAAGUAACUGAAAAGUUAAUAAACACAGGUCCAGUAGAGGAAAAGUUAAUAAACACAGGUCCAGUAGAGGAAAAGUUAAUAAACACAGGUCCAGUAGAGGAAAAGUUAAUAAACACAGGUCCAACAGAGGAAAAAUUAAUAAACACAGGUCCAACAGAGGAAAAAUUAAUAAAUACAGGUCCAGCAGUGGAAAAAUUAAUAAAUACAGGUCCAGCAGAAGAAAAGCUAGUGAACACAGGUCCAACAGUAGAAAAGUUAAUGAACCCAGGUCCAGCAGAAGAAAAGUUAAUGAACCCAGGUCCAGCUGAGGAAAAGUUAACGUACCCAGGUCCAUCAAAGAAACUAACCGUGGAACAGUCAGAAGUUGAAACACCUGAAACUGUUGACAACUCWUUACUUGCAGCAACAGAAAAUAACGAUGAUGCCUCAACAAAGACACUUGAUUCACCUCUGAAAGGGUUACCACCUUCACGUCAGAAAAAAGGUACCAAAAGUUUGCUUUCAAAGUCAUUAAACCAGACAGAACCGGUCAUAGUGGGUUAUGUCAAGAGCAAGCCUGUAUCAGCUUCGGACAGAAGUUUGCGCCAUAGAGUAGGUAGCAACCCUUUUUCACCUAGUAAAACUCCAGUGAAAUCUAGUCAAAAUGUACCGAACAAUACUGGUCCAGAUCUUGCUGUUGAAUUACCAGUUGAAAACAGAGAGAUAGGGAACCCUUCACCUGAAACACACAUGUUUUUGAAAUUGGCGGAGACUCCUUCCGAAAAUCAGCAGGUGACAGAACAAUCCCCUGAGACAUCAUCAAUCCCUGCAUCUAAACCACCUUUAAAAGACAAAAAUAUCAUUUGUCAAAAGAAUGUUCGGAAAAAUAGUUUUUCUGAUCAGGCUCAGAACGCUACACCCAAACGCCCUCUUAGAUCAGCCAGCCAGAAGCCAUUUGUUGCUCCAAUGUUGCCACCCACUUCCAAUUUGAUUACUUCCAUUUGCUCUCCAAACCCUUCUACACUUAUUCUUCCCCCGGCAGAACAGCUUCCGCCUCUCGUCCUUCCUUAUUCACUCGCGGUUACCACAUCUUCUCUAAAGAGGUCAUCUAAACCUUCAGGUUCUGAAAAUCCUCAACAGAAAACAGUCUCAGAACCUGUAGCCUCAAACAUUAAGAAGACACAGCCAACUGAGGUGGUCUCUGAAAAUGUACAAAAAACAGAAACACCCAGAGGAUCAGAAACCAAACAGAAAUUAAGAUCAGCUAAAGCUGUAACAGACGGCAGCAAGAAUGAGAAACAGCAACUUAGUGAGGGGGAAUCAAAGUCCUUAGAAAAUACAUGUCCUUUUAAGACAGAAUUGGAAAGGGAGCCUGUUUUGGUUAAAGGCAAACGAGGUCUUCGAAGGAAUGGAGAUGUAGUUGACGAAGCUUUGGUUCCAAAAAAAAAAGUACCAUCUUUAGUGGAUGGGCCUGCUGGUGGAGACAGUAAUGAUGCUUCUGUAUCAGACAAACCCACAAGAAUGCCAUUAAGGAGUGAGACCAUUAAGGCUGAAAUGUCGCACCAGUCUGUUAGUCAGUCACCACCAGCAGACAAGAAAUUAGCUUUGCGAUCACAGAGAUUUACAGCACUUUCUGCCAGUGCUCCUACAGAAACUUCAAAACAAAAUAAUGUAGCCUCCCCUGUUAGAAUAAUGCCAGAGCGAAUAUCCAAAGCUCAGGUGAAACCCAAUUCAGUGUCUGUUACAUCCGCUUCUCACGACACAAACCUUCCUGUGGUUGUCCCAAAACAAGAACCCCCUAAACAAGAACCCCCAAAACCUACAACCAACAAAUUCUUUGAGACCCUGACGGGGGAAGAGAGCCAACAUCUCAUUACAAAUCUAAACAACAAAUAUGAUAAACUGCUGAAAGGUUGGGUGCAAAUGGACAAAGAAGGUCAGCCAACAGCAAAAUACAAAAACAAAUCAGACAGACAGGCCGCUAUAUGGAAAAGUAAACGCAGGGCACGAAAGUCAAAGUCCUCAGAGCAUCAGAAGUACUCACCAGUCCAAAUGCUUUUCAUGAACGGUUUUAAUCUCACCAAUAUUUGUCGCUGGUUCUUAGAAUCAACAGAAACCAAGUCACUUGUCAUUGUCAAGAAGGUGAAUACUCGUCUUCCAUCAGAAACUCAGCUGUGCUUCCACAGCUCAGCAAGUUCAUCAGGGCCUUCACAAGGAGUGUUUCCAAGCCUCCAAGCAGAGCGUUUAAAGAAACACUUGAAAAAGUUUGCCAUUGCCUCUCCCGUAAAGAGCAACCCCAAGAGUCUGAAGCUUAUUGCUAAAGCACUUGAACAAGAGGCAAAUGCAGUUAAAGGAAAGGAGAAAGCAGAAGUUCCCAGCAAUACUCCAACUCCGAGUAAGUCAGCAGCCUCCGCCAAGGCCUGUGCACAAAAACGGGAAUCCAAAAAAUCCCCAGGAAAUAAGAAUCCAGCCAGUGCAAGAAUCCUGAGGAAGUAUUCCAACAUCAGAGAGAAGAUGCAGGUUCAGCAAACCACAGUGAGGCUAAAGGGGGCUGCAAAGAUGUUAAAAAACAAAAAGAUAAAAGCACUAGUUGCUACGAAAUCCGCUAAGUCAGAUCUUAAGCCAUCUCUGAAAGGACGAAAACCAGCUGUACCCAUCGGCAAACAAAUGAAAGAGUCUGCCGCAAAACUGCAAAGAAAAAUAUUCGCUGGAAAAAAGUCAAAACGUUUCGUUCAAAAGAAAGCAGGCAAGACUCAAGGCAGCAAAGCUCCCAAAACUACAAAUAAAGAACUACCAAAGAGAUCUUCUCAACGACUCGGGUCCCCUAAAAUAUCUGAACAGAACUCUGCGGACGCACCAAAAARCAAGGCGAACAGUAAAAAACAGAACGAAGCAGACAAAGCAGAACAGGAAAAAUGCGAAGGAAGUAAAGGGAGCUCUGCAAAAACUCAGCCGAAGGAUUCAUCUCAGAGUGUGGCUGCAGAAAGCAAGAGUUGUGAAAAUGCCGCUGAAAGCAAACCGCAGAGCGCAGAGGUGAAGUCUCCAGUCUCACCAGACCAGGUCCUAACCAGAUCCCAGAGAAAACUGGAGGCAACGGCCCCUCCGAGCGGGAGUCCAGGUCAUGCUUCAAAGAGAGCUGCGAAGCCGACAUCUUCACAUUCAGCAUCUCCUAAAGUUGUGAAGGAGGCAGAUGAGCCUAAACUAACGAGAAGCGGGGCUUUAAAGAGAUUGCAGACAACAUCGCUGCCACGCAGUGUGACGAAAGGAACUGCCAAGAGAGCUCAGGAACAAAUGGAGACCCCGGCUAAACGCACCAGGACAAAAUAACAUCAACCUGUACAGAGAUACCCACCACCACCAUUUUUUAUCUGCAACAUACUUAAAAAGACCAAAUGUUUCUAUUUUUUCCUAAACUCUUCAGAGAACGCUCUUCUCAGCGAGCUGUGGAAGAAACGGACACUAAGACUCCCUCACAUUUGUGAAACCGUAUUUCCUAAAGGUUUGUUCUGUGUUCAGGGACGACAGAUGUCUGACAGUUGCGGUUGCUUCAUGUGUCAGCCCUCAGCUAAACGGCUGGAGAUGGCAGAAGCCUGUCAAACCUCAUUUUAGUUGAGCUACAAAAAACAUGUCAUUAAAUUAACAGUCAUGUUAGUCUGCUCGUCUUUCUUUUUGUGUAGAUUUGUUUUAGACGUUGGUACAUGUCGCAUUACUGUUUUAAGAUCUCGAGAAGGGAGUUUUUGAAUCAAUUAACGUUUAUUUUUUCUGUACGGUCGUUUGGCAGAUUGUAUCUCCAGUCAGUCUUCCAAUCACAACUUUGUGAAUUCGUGACGUGACCAGGUGCCUUAUUUAUGAAUGUGUUGCUAAAUGUGAAAACUUCCCUCCUUUUCCUGGGGAUGCAGUUGACGUUCAUUUGCUUUGAGGGCAUUGUGGUUUUUUUAUGCCUAUUCCGCGAUUUCUCAUGUUGACUAUAACGUUCAGAUUGUGUGACUCCUCCCGCCUUUGACAGAUUAAAUUUUAUACCCUUUCCCAAAGCAUUAAGGUAAAAUUGCUCUGUUCUAAAUGUAAGAUCUGAAUUGUUAAAACGUUWGAUUUUUCUGUUAUUACCGUUCGUGAUGAGGUUUCAUCCCUGUGCACCUUGUUACCCACGUGUACCCGCCUCUGCAUGUGUGAAACCUUGGUAAAGUGUCAGCACGUUGUGCAGUGCAAUGCUAAAUUUAUUACUCACCUAAUAUUUGAGYGUACCCUCACCAGUCUUUCAGAUUUGAGAUGACUGCGGGGUCCCUGGCUUAUGGAUGGAAAAACUCCUGAUAUGAACAAACUUUACACCCUCUUGGCUGUUAGGGAUACAGUACAGUUACAUUUUCUGUUAAAAUUCCUAAGCGGGUUCUGACUAUUUGUGUUGGAGUUUAUAUUAUUAUUAUUUUUAUUAUUUACGAUUGUCRGGCAAGUUCUCAUAUUGUGAAGUCUGCUUACUUCCACAGUAGCUUCCUCUAGUGUUUAAACAAAUCAUUUUAGCACAGUUUUUCUCUUUCUUUUUUACGAUGCUCCUUUUCUUUUUAAGAAAGUAAAUCGUGUAAAAUGCAAAAAAAAAAAAAACAGGUCAGCUAUGUUUUUAUUGAUAUUUAAAAACUCCCAGUAGACUAAUGAAUUUAGAGAAUCUAAAACAUCCCACCAAAUGUCAGACUUGAACGUGUUUAUUCUUUGCAAUUGCUAUUUAAGGAUUYUGAUUUUGUAUAUUAGAAAAGAUAUACUUGCUUUAUUUGUGGUAAUCCCAAGAAAGAUGCAUCUUUGUGUUAAAAAUAAAACUUUGUAUUUUUGCUGGAGUUGAUAUAAAGAUGUUUGAAUUUUA
Messenger RNA from Austrofundulus limnaeus, 7346 nucleotides. RefSeq names its product ligand-dependent corepressor. The record is from RefSeq and is a predicted model, not a curated record. The transcript is spliced from 7 exons. Gene Ontology annotation, biological process: regulation of transcription by RNA polymerase II. Gene Ontology annotation, cellular component: nucleus. Bases 32 to 5824 code for a protein of 1930 amino acids. NCBI's taxonomy places the organism in Eukaryota, Metazoa, Chordata, Actinopteri, Cyprinodontiformes, Rivulidae. Gene Ontology annotation, molecular function: DNA binding.